Messenger RNA from Coccinella septempunctata (seven-spotted ladybird), 4157 nucleotides. It is a transcript of the gene LpR1, whose product is annotated as very low-density lipoprotein receptor-like. Gene Ontology annotation, molecular function: calcium ion binding; protein binding. Lineage: Eukaryota; Metazoa; Arthropoda; Insecta; Coleoptera; Coccinellidae. The coding region runs from base 529 to 3213 and encodes 894 amino acids. The record is from RefSeq and is a predicted model, not a curated record. The transcript has 2 exons.
UGUGCCUGAUACUUUUUUCUAUGCGUCACUUCAAAACAUAGAAUGUUUAUAAUUAGUAAAAGCUUUCCCGAUCAAAAAAUAUAUCUGCGCAGACCAAAUAUUGAAUUCUUAAAUGAAAAAAAUAACUAAUACAAUAAUAAUUGGUACUGAUAACACUAUAUUGACAGUUUUCUAUUAAUUACAGCGCUACCAAUAGGCUGGGUUUAAGCAGGAAUUCACAUCACCUGAUUGACGUUAUAUGAUGAUAUUUAAUUAUUGGUGUUCAAGGUUUUGUUCUUGCUGGUAAAUAUCGCAGUAUACUACGAAGUUCGCUGAUCAGGAUCCUGAAAUAUAACAAGAAUUUCUAAUUCUGUUACCUUAAAGGUUUCUUGGACAAGUUAUGAUUAUUCUAAUGGCAUAACGAAAGGAUUGCUGAAAUUUGCAUGAGGAAAUUUCAAUACUUGGAAAACAAGUUUUAUUAAAAAGGCGAUAUUCAUGGAGGUGGUCAAAGAGUAUAAGGUUUUGAAACUAGUUUGAGAAUACUUAGGUAUGAUGUUGAAAACAAUGGACAUAAAAGCAAUUCUUGUGGUUGCGUUUGGUUGCAUGAUAUAUUUGGCAGAUGGGAAUGCAGAUCUCACUACACAAUCUGUUACUAACAAUCUGAUACCAUGUUCCCUACGACAAUUUACAUGUGAGAAUAAGGAAUGUAUAGCAAUGUCGUUUCUUUGUGAUGGUGAAAAAGACUGUGUUGAUGGCUCUGAUGAGGAUCCAGUGGUUUGCUCCAACUCUAAAAAUUCCACUUGUGCAGAUGAUGAGUUCAAAUGUGUUACCAAUGGAACCUGUGUGCCAAUUCAUUGGCAUUGUGAUGGAGAUAAAGACUGUAGUGAUGGUAGUGAUGAAGACGAGCAGGUUUGCCUAAAGAGGAGUUGUGGUCCAGAUCAAUUCACUUGCCGUUCGGGCUCUGGUGAAUGUGUUCCUCUAAUAUGGAUGUGUGAUGGUCAUAAGGAUUGUAAUGAUGGAAGUGACGAGUGGACUUGUAAUGAAACUUGUAGGUCGGAUGAAUUCACAUGUGCCAAUGGUGACUGCAUACAAAAAAAAUGGAUAUGUGAUUCUGUGGAUGAUUGCGGGGACGGGUCUGAUGAAAAUGAUUGUCCAUUAAGAACUUGCGAUCCUAAAACAGAGUUACAGUGUGAUGAAAGUCAUUGUAUUAAUUUAAAAUGGAAAUGUGAUGGUGAGAAAGAUUGUGUUGAUGGCAAAGAUGAGAUGAAUUGUACUGGCGAAAGUACAUUACGUAUUUGUGGUCAUGAUGAGUUUCAGUGCAGUGAUAAAAUAACCUGCAUUAAGAAAAAAUGGUUGUGUGAUGGUAGAAAAGACUGUUUGGAUGGAACAGAUGAAUCUUCAAAAAUUUGCCCAAAUAUCACAUGUCGCGCAGAUCAGUUUCAAUGUAGUGAUAAGACUUGCAUCAAUGGUCAUUUACAUUGUUCAGGUCAUCCAGAUUGUGUAGAUGGAAGUGAUGAACUAGAAUGUGAUUUGACAGUUACCAAAUGUAAUCCGAAAACCCAUUUUGAUUGUGGUGGUGGUAGUUGUAUUCCAUUAUCUCAAGUAUGUAAUAAUCAGCAAGAUUGCCCUAAAUGGGAAGAUGAACCCACAGAUAAAUGUGGUGUGAAUGAAUGCUUGAUCAACAAAGGGGGAUGCUCCCAGAUCUGUGUAGAUAUGCCGAUUGGCUUUCGUUGUGAAUGUAAAUCAGGCUAUAAAUUGGUUGAUAACACAACUUGUCGAGAUAUAAAUGAAUGUGAGUUACCAGGAAGCUGUUCACAAAUAUGCAUAAAUGAGAAUGGAAGUUUUAAAUGUGAUUGUGAGAAGGGCUAUCUACGAGAUCCAAGAAAUCUUACAAAAUGUAAGGCCAUAGAAGGUCACGCUUCUUUAUUAUUUGCAAGACGAAGAGACAUCCGUAAAAUAUCACUUGAUCAUCACGAAAUGACUAGUAUAGUAGAUGACACUAAUUCGGCAACAGCUUUGGAUUUUGUAUUUCGCACAGGAAUGAUUUUUUGGAGUGAUGUUACUGAUAAAAAGAUUUAUAAAGCUCCAAUUGAUGAAGGUAAUGAUCGAUCAGCUGUUAUUACCCAAGACAUCACUACAUGUGAUGGUUUGGCUGUAGAUUGGAUAUAUGAUCAUAUAUAUUGGACAGAUACAGGAAAAAAUAGUAUUGAAUUAGCCAAUUUUGAUGGAAAAAUGAGAAAAGUAUUGAUUCACGAUGAACUAGAUGAACCUAGAGCAAUUGCUCUGAAUCCAAUUGAUGGUUGGAUGUACUGGACAGAUUGGGGUCUCAAGCCCAAGAUUGAAAGAGCUGGUAUGGAUGGAUCCCAUCGUCAAACUAUAGUUUCUUAUGAUGUUAAGUGGCCAAAUGGUUUAACGUUGGAUUUGAUGAAGAAACGUAUUUAUUGGGUAGAUGCAAAAUUAAACAUCAUAUCAUCUUGCGAUUAUAAUGGAAAUAAUAGACGAAUCAUUUUAAAGACUGCAGAGUAUUUGAGACACCCAUUUUCUAUCACAACAUUUGAGGAUUGGGUCUAUUGGACUGACUGGGAUAAGGCUGCAGUAUUCAAAGCUAAUAAAUUCACAGGUCAAGAAGUCCAGUCGGUGACGUCCUCAUUGCAGGUUCAAAAUCCGAUGGUAAUCCAUGUUUAUCACCCAUAUCGACAACCAGAUGGUGAAAAUCACUGCCAAGCAGUCAAUGGUCACUGUUCACAUUUAUGCUUACCUGCUCCUCAGAUCAACAAACAUUCUCCUAAGAUCUCAUGUGCUUGUCCAGAGGGAUUGAGAAUGUUAUCAGAUAGCCUUACUUGUGUACAAGACGAAAUAUCUACUACUACAGAUCAUGAAAAAGUUACUAACAGAACGAUUCAAACAAACAAUUAUAUUCCGAAAAGUACCAAUAAGACUCAAGAACACAGUGCAGUACCUGAUAACUCUGGAGUUAUUGCUGGAAUUGUAAUAGCAAUCUCCUUGGUAGCUUUGACUAUUCUUGGUAUUAUUCUUUACUGCAUAUACAAACAUUAUGCAGAUAGAAAUAUAACGUCCAUGAAUUUCGAUAAUCCUGUUUAUCGAAAAACUACAGAAGAUCAAUUUUCCUUAGAGAAGGGUAAAUUUCAGCCAACGAGACCAUAUCUUAGUACAGUUGGGGAAGAAGCUCAACACCCCCUUACCAGUGCCAACACAAACGACCUUCCUUAUUAGUUCAUUUGUUACAAGAGUCCAAAUUUUUACCAAAAAGUAUUCUAGCAGUGAAUUUGAAGAUGAGUACAUCUUCAAUAUCUCUCUUAUAUAUAGCUUUUUUUGGAUAAGAUUUUUCUUCUAUGGUUGUUGCCAAAAAACGUACUAAGUGUGUAUCAAUUUUUAAGGAUAUACUGAAGCAUAUAUUUGUCAAUGUUUAAUUGUAUCAGGCUCAAGUUAAGAGUUUCAGCCCAAAGAAUUAACGUAGUAGUAGUUGUGAUUUUUAUAAUUUAUCUAAUUUAUUAUUGGUAGUUGAAGUUAAAAUUUAUUAUUUUGCAGCAAUAGUUGAAAAAAUUGUUUUAUUAUGCUUUCUCUGUGAUAUUUGAAAAUCCAGUGCAUGAAUAGAACUACAUUCAAUUAGUCAUUAAAUUACAUGUAUUUGAAAGUUUUCAAUCAAAAAUGUUGUUUUCCUCGAAAUAUUUAGUUUUUUGGUACCCAGUGGUUAUGGAUAAAAGUGUUAGUCAAUAAUCAGGAAAAUGAAAAAUGAACUUAUGUCUUUCUAAUAUUAAUUAGUUUUUCAGGUUCCUACAUUUCCAUUGAACUUGUUAUCUAGGAUAUUUUACUAUACUAAGUUUUUAUCACAAAAUAUAAGAAGCUCAAUCAUAUCUAAUGUGGUUAAGAUUUGUUAAUAAGAACUCUAUGGUAACUGUGAUUAUUGUUUAAGUCAAAUCAGUAAUUUAUAAACAUCAUUGUUGAAUUUUUAGAGCCAUUUAGUUGGCAAUUUGUUUUCAUUAAACUUAUUCUGACUUUUUUACAUAAUCAUUAGUGAUACACUAGUAUUAUUUUAAAGUUCUUGCCUAGGUAAAUGCCCUUUUCUUUUUAGUGUAUAUAAUAAUAAGUUAUCCACAUUUCAUGUACUUUCCCAAAUCAUUUUAUUUGUAAUGUGUGCAAAUACAUGUAAAAAAUGA